AUGGACCAGAACGGGAUAGACAAUACCAACAUUCCGAUAAAAAUUUUCACUGAUGGUAGCAAGCUUGAGGGUAAGGUGGGCGCAGCACUGUCAAUAUGGACAGGCGAUCGGGAGACGCGGCACCUUAAGCUCAAGCUUGCAGACCACUGCACAGUCUAUCAGGCGGAACUUCUUGCGCUGAGCAGGGCCUCGAAAGUUGCUCUAGAUACAUCAGAUCACAAAAUUGGUAUCUACAGCGAUUCAAGAGCGGCAAUCGAGGCCGUGUGCAGCGCCGGAACCAUUAAUAAGGUUGCCUUACAAACUAAGAAGAACAUCGCGUGUGCAUUGAACCAGAACAGAGAGAUAUUUCUGUUCUGGGUCAAGGCACACGUGGGACUAACAGGGAACGAACGCGCUGACGAGUUGGCCAAAGAAGCUGCAGUUGGACUGAGGGUUAAACCCCAUUAUGACCUGUGUCCGGUCUCACACGCGAAGAGGCUAAUCCGUGAGGAAACUCUUCGUGAGUGGGAUCGAAGGUACCAAGAGGGUACUACUGGAGGUGUCACUAAAAUGUUCGCACAGGAUAUAGGGGCAGCUCACAAGGUCUUUAAGGAGAUUAAACUCAAUAAGGAAAUAACACAGGCACUGACCGGGCACGUACUUCUAAGGAAGUUGAAAACCAUUUAUGUGGAGGCGUUGUAA
Messenger RNA from Aricia agestis (brown argus), 681 nucleotides. RefSeq names its product ribonuclease H-like. Gene Ontology annotation, molecular function: RNA-DNA hybrid ribonuclease activity; nucleic acid binding. Gene Ontology annotation, biological process: DNA replication, removal of RNA primer. The record is from RefSeq and is a predicted model, not a curated record. The transcript is spliced from 2 exons. NCBI's taxonomy places the organism in Eukaryota, Metazoa, Arthropoda, Insecta, Lepidoptera, Lycaenidae. Bases 1 to 681 code for a protein of 226 amino acids.